This is a messenger RNA of Pieris rapae (cabbage white), 1742 nucleotides long. Its product is annotated as lachesin. The record is from RefSeq and is a predicted model, not a curated record. The transcript is spliced from 11 exons. Lineage: Eukaryota; Metazoa; Arthropoda; Insecta; Lepidoptera; Pieridae. Gene Ontology annotation, cellular component: neuron projection. Bases 290 to 1729 code for a protein of 479 amino acids.
ACAGGCGAGACGUAUUUUCGCGUAUACAAAACUCUCAUUACGAAAAUUGUGUUGACGGAUGUAUCGUAAUUAAUGUGUGUUUGUGAUUGAGCUUUACGAGAAGUUCUGGGAAGUGUUGACAGUUUACGAGUGUUUAUGUGUUACAGAGUGGAUGUUAAAUGUUCGAACAUUUAAAUUUUUAUAAAUAAUGUUAGUUAUUGAAAGAUAAACCAAAUGUUAGAGAAAACGAUUUGCGUAGUGGUUGUAAAUACAUUUCAAUGAGAAGGCAGAGGUGGUGUACAUUUAAGAGAUGAGACGCUUUCGUAAAACAAAGUUUCAUUCUCUCGACAAAAUGCUGCGUAAUUUCUACGUUGCACUUCUUCUGUGGCGGAUCGAUUGUGUCGUCGAAAGUACUAAAGUGGUGAAAAGCAACAUGAGAUAUCAGACCACGUCGCCCCUAAGCCGAGUCGGCCCCACAGCUUCCCAGAGGGAUGUCGAGCCUAACUUCGUUCGACCCAUUGAGAACGUCACAGUUGCCUUGGGAAGAGAGGCAGUGCUCACUUGUUCCGUCUCUGAUAUUGGCGAUUAUAAGGUAGCGUGGAUACGAGCCGAGGAUCAGACAAUACUGACCCUUCAUACACGCUUAGUAACGCACAGUUCGCGAUAUGCCGUCACCAAUGACUCUCCCUCGUCCUGGCAGCUGCACAUACGACCUUUGAAAAUUGAAGACCGUGGCUGCUACAUGUGCCAAAUUAAUACAAGCACUAUGAAGAAGCAGAUUGGGUGUGUCGAUGUUCUAGUACCUCCAAACAUCGUAGAUGAAGGCACAAGCGGUGACCUGGUGGCACGAGAAGGUACGGAUGUGAGCAUCUCUUGUAAGGCCGAGGGCAGACCUCUUCCACGGAUACUAUGGAGGAGAGAAGAUGGUACAAAUAUAAUGUUGAGAAACGAAGCUGGAGAGUUACACAAAGUUGACAUGUACACUGGGCCAUCACUGAAUCUCACGAAGGUCGAUCGAAGACAAAUGGGCGCCUAUCUCUGCAUAGCCUCAAACGACGUUCCACCAUCCGUUAGCAAGAGGAUCAUGCUAAGUGUGAAUUUUAGUCCAUCAAUUUUGACAUCGACGAAGGUGAUGGGAGUUCCUACGGGUUCACAAGCCACUUUAGAAUGUAUCGUAGAAGCAUAUCCACACCCAAUAAACUUUUGGCUAAGGAGUGGUGAUAAAACAAUGAUUCUGGCCAGUAACAAACAUGAAAUCACAGAAGUAAGGACCUCCCCAUAUCAAGUUAAGGUCACCCUUACAAUAUCGGAAUUUUCUAUGGAAGAUACUGGGACCUAUACAUGUGUGUCGAGUAAUAAUUUCGGCAAAGCAGAAGGAACUUUGAGGUUGUAUGAAAUAAAAAUCACUACCACAACGACAACUACAACAACAACAACAACUACGACGACGACAACGACAACGCCGCCGCCCACCACAACAGAACUUACUACACAGCCACAUUACAUAGUAGCGUUGCAGCCCGCUGAGCAAAAAUUCUAUACACCAGACGUAACCACUUUUGAUACAAUGCAAAAUGUCAUAGAGCAAUCCGUCCUCGACAACAACUGGUUGCCGACUGUGGAGUCAAGCGCGCGCUCACUUCGAACAUCAACAACAAUUUUAUUACUACCCACAUUAUUUCACUUUCUAUAUAGACUACAAACAUAUUUAAUUUUAGAAAAUAAAUACGAUAUCCAAUAUUCAAGGUGAUAAGUUAAGUGAU